AAGCCGAGGGAAGGACAUUUUCUAAAAUUGCAUCGAUGUUUUUUUAAGAAUGUUGCGUCUGGUAAUACACAGUUUAAACUGAAUACAAUCGUGACUUUUUUUUAAAGCUGCUUAAAAGGAAUCCUUAACGAUGUAUGAACAAAGGCGCCGAUGGGAGUACUGGUGGAUUUCUCUGUGUUUCUCCUUUCUUCUCGGCUUUGGACAACAUGUUUCAGUUCAGAUAAGAUACACAAUACCAGAAGAGGUGAAAGAGGGAUCUGUUGUGGGAAAUAUUGCUAAGGACCUGGGACUUGACGUGAGUACUUUGGUGGACAGACGGUUCCGUAUUGUCUCUGGUUCUAAAGACGCGUUUUUCCAAAUAAAUCAGAACAAUGGCGAAUUGUAUAUUCACAAAAGCGUAGACAGGGAGGCGCUAUGUGACGGAAAUGGUGCAUGCGUAGUAAAUCUAAAAACUGCAGUCGAAAAUCCUUUAGAAAUUCAUUAUGUUGCAGUAGAAAUAACAGACAUAAACGACAACCAUCCUAGUUUUUCUGAGCAGAAUCAGUAUUUCGAGAUUGCAGAACACACCCCUACAGGAACGAGCUUCCAGCUGCACGCAGCACGAGACCAGGAUGCCGCACCGUAUUCUGUUCGUUUGUAUAAAUUAAGUCAGGAUGAAAAUUUCGAGAUUGAAAUUAGAGACAGCGAUGAGGACAAAAUCCCCUUUUUAGUGUUGAGAAAACCACUCGAUCGCGAAAAUAAGCCAGAACAUGUGCUGAUUUUGAAAGCCCUCGAUGGUGGAAACCCUGCAAAAUCAGGUACCCUUAACAUCACCGUUACCGUAUUGGAUAUUAAUGAUAAUCGCCCAGUGUUUAGUCAAGACUUAUACUCUGUCAGCUUACAAGAAAAUUCCCCAUUUGGAACAACUGUAAUUAAAAUAAAUGCAACUGACAGGGACGAGGGCUCAAACAGUGAAAUUGAGUAUUCACUUGGCAAAACUUUAAAGCGCAAAGUUUAUGACGUAUUUCAAUUGGACCCCAUUACAGGCGAAAUAAAAGUUAAAGGCAAUGUAGACUUUGAAGACACGGACGUUUAUAAACUAGAUGUUCAGGCUUCAGAUAAAGGUCAGCCUCCUUUGUCUGCCCAAGGACGAGUUAUUAUAAAGAUACAAGAUAUAAACGAUAAUAAGCCUGAAAUUGAACUGACAUCGUUAUCUAAUAUUGUUGCCGAGGACUCCAAACCUGGCACAGUAAUUGCUUUGAUAAGUGUCUCAGAUAAAGACUCAGGUGUCAAUGGUAAAGUUGUGUGUAGUCUCUCAGAUAAUGUUCCUUUUGAGCUGAAACGCUCUUUCCAAGAUAAUAUGUACUCGCUAGUGACAAAGGGGCGUUUGGAUCGUGAACUUGAGCCGCACUAUGACAUCACAGUUACAGCAACAGAUCUAGGUCAACCUCCUUUAUCAUCCAUUAAAACAUUAAGCAUCCAAGUAGCAGAUGUGAAUGACAACAAACCUGAGUUUUCGAGUAAUUUCCUUGAACUUUACAUAUUUGAAAAUAAUGCUCCUGGAGCCUCAAUAUUCUCAGUGAGCGCAUCUGAUAAAGAUGUGAAUGAAAAUGCUUUGAUUUCGUAUCAUAUAAAUAGAGGUGGAGGGACACAGAACGACAUAACGUCAUUCUUAAGUAUAAAUUCGGAAACAGGGGUUAUUCACUCGCUUAAAAGUUUUGAUUUCGAAAGAAUUAAAACGUUUCAGUUUUACGUUCUCGCUAGAGACUCUGGAAGUCCGUCUCUGAGCAGUAACGUGACAGUGAACGUGUUUAUUCUGGAUCAGAACGACAACGUUCCUGUGAUCUUAUAUCCAGUCAGCGCUAACGGUUCUGCUGAGGGUGUGGAAGAGAUUCCCCGGAAUGUGAACGCUGGUCAUUUGGUGACUAAAGUCAGAGCCUAUGACGCAGAUAUAGGAUACAACGGCUGGUUAUUGUUUUCACUGCAGGAAGUGAGUGAGCACAGUCUCUUUAGUUUGGACCGCUAUACAGGACAGAUAAGAACCCUUCGCUCAUUCACAGAAACAGACGAGGCCCAGCAUAAACUACUCAUACUGGUCAAAGACAAUGGGAACGUUUCACUCUCAGCAACAGCGACUGUGAUUGUCAAAGUUGUGGAGCCCAAAGAGGCUUUUGCAGCUUCUGAUGUUAAAAACGCAGUAAAAGACGAGGAGGAAAACGACGUGACAUUUUAUCUGAUCAUCACUUUGGGCUCGGUUUCAGUGCUUUUUGUCAUCAGCAUCAUCGUGUUGAUUGUGAUGCAGUGCUCGAAAUCUACAGACUAUUCGUCCAAGUAUUUACAGGACACAAAUUACGACGGGACUCUGUGUCACAGCAUCCAGUACAGAUCUGGAGACAAACGGUACAUGUUAGUUGGACCCAGAAUGAGUAUCGGCUCUACAAUAGCGCCAGGCAGUAAUAGGAAUACUCUAGUGAUACCAGAUCGCAGGAGGAGAGAUUCUGGAGAGGUAAGCGAAUGA
Messenger RNA from Pimephales promelas (fathead minnow), 2497 nucleotides. The record is from RefSeq and is a predicted model, not a curated record. NCBI's taxonomy places the organism in Eukaryota, Metazoa, Chordata, Actinopteri, Cypriniformes, Leuciscidae.